Oncorhynchus nerka (sockeye salmon) is the source of this 4034-nucleotide messenger RNA. Its product is annotated as procollagen-lysine,2-oxoglutarate 5-dioxygenase 2-like. Gene Ontology annotation, molecular function: procollagen-lysine 5-dioxygenase activity; iron ion binding; L-ascorbic acid binding. Gene Ontology annotation, cellular component: endoplasmic reticulum. The transcript is spliced from 20 exons. The record is from RefSeq and is a predicted model, not a curated record. Bases 319 to 2586 code for a protein of 755 amino acids. Gene Ontology annotation, biological process: peptidyl-lysine hydroxylation. Lineage: Eukaryota; Metazoa; Chordata; Actinopteri; Salmoniformes; Salmonidae.
UGCAACACUACUGGAAAAGUAGCAAAUGCUACAGUUACAAUUAAGGAACCACGCCUUUACCGUUCUUUUCUCUGCCUGAAUGACUGUAUUUAUACCAGCAGACCUCGGCCGACUGACCAACUGUUGCGUCUCACUCACUCUCUCUUGUUUUAGAGAAACGCUGUGGUUGAAGGCUUGUUUCUUUCAUUAUUUUAUUAUCGCGAGAGGAGAGGGUCCUGUCCAGCAGCGCAGACGAGCUGAGGAGAAGCCUCGGUCCAGUCAGUCCCCUAACCCCGCUCUGAAACAAGGGGCUGCUGCCCUCAUCAACACACCGCAGACAUGGACUAUUUCAAUCUCUUGUUCUUAUUGUGUUUUUCCUGGAAACGCUUCAUUUCCAAUGCCCACUCAUCUGACAGCAAUCAGCAGCCAAUUCCAACAGAGAAGUUGUUGGUCCUAACUGUUGCCACAGAGGAAACAGAUGGUUAUCUCCGAUUCAUGCAGUCAGCCAACUACUUCAACUACACUAUCAAGGUGCUGGGCAUGGGAGAGGAGUGGAGGGGUGGGGAUGUGGGGCGCUCCAUCGGAGGAGGACAGAAGGUGAGACUACUGAAGGAGGCCAUGGAGGCACUGACUGACCAAGAAGACCUUGUAGUGCUGUCUGUAGACAGUUAUGAUCUUCUCUUUGCCGGGGGACCUGAAGAAAUCCUCAGGAAGUUCCAGGAAGCCAAUCACAAGGUUCUGUUUGCCGCCGAUGGUCUGAUCUGGCCUGAUAAACGCCUACAGGAGAAAUACCCCUCUGUCCGCAGCGGCAAGCGCUUUCUCAACUCAGGAGGCGUCAUCGGUUACGCCCCGUAUGUGAACAAGAUUGUCGAGCAGUGGAACCUUCACGAGAACGAUGACGAUCAGCUAUUCUACACCAAAAUAUACCUGGACUCUUUUCAGAGGGAGAAUUUGAACAUUGGUUUGGACCACAAGUCUCAGAUUUUCCAGAAUUUAAAUGGAGCAAUUGACGAGGUUCUCUUGAAGUUUGGAACGAAGAGUGCCCGAGUGAGAAACACUGUUUACGACACCUUGCCAGUGGUCAUCCAUGGCAACGCAAACACCAAAAUGUAUUUGAACUAUCUAGGAAACUACAUCCCCAACGCCUGGAACUACGAGAGAGGCUGUGGCGUCUGUGACCACAACAUGGUGGAUUUGUCUCAGCUCAAAGAGUAUCCGACUGUUAUGGUUGGAGUGUUCAUCGAACAGCCCACUCCUUUCCUCUCUCAAUUCUUCCAGAGACUCGUGACCCUCGACUACCCCAAAGAUAAACUCAACGUCUUCGUUCAUAACAACGAGGUUUACCAUGAGAGACACAUCCAGAGGUUUUGGGAGGAGAGUAAAGAUGUGUUUAACAGCUUCAAGGUUGUGGGUCCGGAGGAGAACUUGAGCCAAGGACAGGCCAGAAACAUGGGCAUGGGGCUGUGUCGUAAGGACCCAGGCUGUGACUUCUACCUCAGUAUGGAUACUGACGUGAUGCUCACCAACAGACAGACCCUGAAGAUCCUCAUCGAGCAGAACAGGAAAAUAAUUGGUCCCCUUGUCACUCGUCAUGGCAAGCUGUGGUCCAACUUCUGGGGUGCGUUGAGUCUGGAUGGUUACUAUGCCCGUUCUGAAGACUACAUCGACAUCGUGCAGAGCAAGCGUGUGGGUGUAUGGAACAUUCCCUACAUGGCUCAUAUCUACUUGAUAAAGGGAGAGGUCCUGAGAAACCAGUUGAAGGAGAGGAACCAUUUUGUUUUGGAGAAACUGGAUCCCGACAUGGCUCUGUGCAGACACGCUAGAGAACUGACCAAUCACAGAGAAAAAGAGUCCCCCAACCCGGAAACAUUCCAUAUGCUCAGAGUUCCAAAGGGAAUGUUCAUGUACAUUACAAACCGUCAUGAGUUUGGAAGGCUAAUUUCCACAGCUAACUUUAACACAUCACAUUACAACAGUGAUCUGUGGCAAAUAUUUGAGAAUCCAGUGGACUGGAAGGAGAAAUACAUCCACCCCAACUACACACGCAUCUUCACAGAGAACUACCUAGAAGAGCCAUGUCCAGAUGUGUUCUGGUUCCCGGUCUUCACGGAGCGAGCCUGUGAUGAGCUGGUGGAGGAGAUGGAACACUACGGGUCCUGGUCUGGAGGCAACCACGAGGACAAGCGGAUCACCGGCGGCUAUGAGACCGUGCCGACCGAUGACAUCCACAUGAAGCAGAUCGGUUACGAUAAGGAGUGGCUACACUUCAUCAGAGAGUUCAUAUCCCCCGUCACUCUCAAAGUCUUCUCCGGAUACUACACCAAGGGCUAUGCAGUGAUGAACUUCGUAGUGAAGUACACCCCCGGCAGACAAGCCUACCUGAGACCUCAUCAUGACUCCUCCACAUUCACCAUCAACGUUGCUCUCAACAGCAAAGGAACUGACUUCCAGGGUGGCGGCUGUCGGUUCCACAGGUAUAACUGCUCCGUAGAUUCCCCUAGGAAGGGCUGGAGUUUCAUGCACCCAGGCCGUCUGACACACCUCCAUGAAGGCCUGCCCACCACCAACGGAACACGCUACAUCGCUGUCUCCUUCAUCGACCCUUGAACCUUACACUCUACACUAGCAUUUUAUCAGGUUUAGUUUUUUUUUUUUUCGUUGUUGUUUUUGUUGUUAAUUUGAUCUGGGAUUUUUUUUUGUCUUAAUGAUGCAGUGCCUUAUUGAUGUUGUCAUCAUGACAUUUUACGGAUGCAAUUUACUGUACCCCCCCCGGAAAGAAAAAACAUUUUUUGUUGUUGUUGAAAAGAACAAAAUACUGCAAAGAAAUUGUAGGAAAGGUCAUACCAGAGUCAGACAAUCACCUUCAUUUGAAACUCUCUGUCAAACAGAGGACAGAGUGCCUUAACAUGAUGACUGUAAUUCACCAUCUGCAUUUCAGGUCAAAUAUAGUAGAGCCUUCAUACUUCACAUCACUCAGAGUUGAAUCAUUCUAAUCAAUUAGUCAGUUGACCCAUACUCCUAACCUACCCACAAUGAGUAAUCCUACCCACAAUGAGUAAUCCUACCCACAAUCCUAAUCAAUUUGUUAGUAAUCCCACACAUAAUCCUGAACAAUUAGUCAGUAAUCCCACCCAUAAUCCUGAACAAUUAGUCAGUAAUCCCACCCAUAAUCCUGAACAAUUAGUCAGUAAUCCCACCCAUAAUCCUGAACAAUUAGUCAGUAAUCCUACCCAUAAUCCUGAACAAUUAGUCAGUAAUCCCACUCAUAAUCCCGAACAAUUAGUCAGUAAUCCCACCCAUAAUCCUGAACAAUUAGUCAGUAAUCCCACCCAUAAUCCUGAACAAUUAGUCAGUAAUCCCACUCAUAAUCCCGAACAAUUAGUCAGUAAUCCCACCCAUAAUCCUGAUACAUUUGUCAGUAAUCCCACCCAUAAUCCUGAACAAUUAGUCAGUAAUCCCACCCAUUAUCCUGUGAAUAUGUCAGUAAUCCCACCCAUAAUCCUGUGAAUAUGUCAGUAAUCCCACCCAUAAUCCUGUGAAUAUGUCAGUAAUCCCACCCCUAAUCUAAAGGAAAUAUGUGUUAAUGGUUAUUCUGCCAACAGGCACCUUGUUUUAACCAUUUUAGAUGGGGUUACCUGUUUGUAUGGUUAACCUGUACUUUAAAGUGUAGUUUUAAAACCAUUGUCCAUCCAUGUUCUGUCCACCCAUUUUCAGAACAUUGGGUUGCAGUUUGUUACCUGAUGUUAAUACGACCGACAUGCCCAAAGAUAUAUAUAUAUAUAUAUAUAUAUUAUUAUUUUUGCACACCAGAUAAAAACAUUAAUUACAGCAGAAUUUAAUAUGAAUUCUGGUUGAAUGAAGUUGGAUAUUGUCAAAAAAUGUUUUACUUGAAAUGUUUACAUCGUAGGACAACAGGAGGUGUUUACUUUCUCUGAAAGUUGUUUGUGAACUUUGAACCUCAGCCAGUUCAAGUGCUUAACUUAUUGUGAAAUGGAUGGAACCGUAAUAAAGUUGGAAAAAACAAACAUGAAUAGUGUUUGUUUUUUAAACUUCCA